This is a messenger RNA of Closterium sp. Yama58-4, 1707 nucleotides long. The record is from the annotation of a GenBank genome assembly. NCBI's taxonomy places the organism in Eukaryota, Viridiplantae, Streptophyta, Zygnematophyceae, Desmidiales, Closteriaceae.
AUGCUGGAGAACUGGGUGCGCCACGUCAGCAAUGCGGGGCUGGGAGCGAAUUUUAUUCUCUUUGCCGAGGAUGAGGAGACACUUAGGUUCGGCCAGACCAGAUGGCCCGGACAGACAAUCCGCCUGGCCCUUCCCGACCAAUCACUCUCCGCCACCUGGCAAGCCUCCUCCGAAGCACUCUUCCCACACUCCCCACACUCCCCACACUCCGCCACACGCGCAGGCACUCUCUCCUUCCACCUCCUCGCCUCCCGCCGCAUCCUCUACCUGCUCCACCUCCUCUCCUUCGGAUUCAACCUCCUCUAUUCCGACACUGACGUUGCCAUUCUCCGCAACCCUCUCCCGGAAAUAACCGCCGAUCCGAAACAGACAUUUGACAUGGCGCUCACUCUCGAUGGUUACGAGUCGAAUUGGCAGAAGAAAGCGGUUCAGGUGGAGAGUUACGGCGUCGCGAAGCUAGCUGAGUGUAAGCUUUCCGUUUCGAGCUCGCUACUUUUUCUCCGCCCGACGUCCGGGGCGAAGUGUUUGGUGGGGGACUGGGCGAAUAGGGUGAUGAAGUUGGGGAGGGAUGAAGGGACAGAGCAGGAGCAUUUGAACGCGCUGAUUGUUGAAAUGGAUAAGUACGUGCUGCCCGCGCAGAAAUUUCUGUCCGGGCAGCUGCUGCUGGAGGAUGAUUGGGCGACGGUGGAGGCUUUGAAGGGGGAGCUGGUGACUGUGCAUGCGGGCGGGCUGAUGGGAAAAGACGCCAAGAGAGGUAUGCUGCUCGGCAAGUCUCACUUCACCAACUGGUUCAAUGCCAUGCACUCUGCUCCCAUGGCUGGCCAUAUGAUUGCCUCGGUGCCCCAAGAGAGCAAUGUGGGUGGGCGUGAUGGCUUCACCAACUGGUUCAACUCCAUGCACUCUGCUGCCAUGGCUGGCCAUGUGAUCGCCUCAGUGCCUCAAGAGGUUCACCAACUCUGGUUCAAUGCCAUGCACUCUGCUGCCAUGGUUGGCCAUGUGAUUGCUUCAGUGCCCCAAGAGGUGGAGGGUACGAGCCAAGGUCUGCUGAGGCAGCCAGAGGAGAGUGAGUCGCCCUACAAGGCAGCCCUCACAUGCCUGCUGCUGCCGUCGCUGCUCAUGGAAAGAGUGCUAAAGCUCGGCUACAACGUCAUCUACAGUGACAUCUCCUCUGUAUGGCUGCAAGACCCGCUCCCAUUCCUCCCUCCAGAGUACACUGCAGUUCUCCCGUCCUCUGCCCCCUCAUCCUCCCAACCACCACCGCCCGCAAGCAACAAAAUAGACGGCAAGCUCAAACGCACCCUGCCAAUCUCCCGCCCCGAUUUGGGUUAUUUCUCUCCUUGGUUUGUCGCGCUUCGCCCCUCACGACCGAUUCUCCUGAUGCUGAAAGAAUGGGCUGUUCUUGCGUUGGAAGAUUACCGGGAAAGGACAGCCGCGGCGCAUAGAAACUCCCUCGCGCACUCGUUGUCCGCUUCGGAGAGCUUGAAAGUGGGGCUGAAUGAGGCUAUAACGAGGAUGGUUGAGGAGGGGGAGCCGGGGUCGAAUGUUGGCGUGUUGUCGCGGUGGUUAUUUCCUCCCGUAUGGAAGGUGAUGGGGGAGAGGGAAUGGUUUGUGAAGCAUAGGGAGGAGGUGGUUGCGGUUCCGAAUGAUUGCGGGGAUGAUGUGAGUCAUAGGGAGAUGUGCUUUAGGGAUUUGAAGCUGUGGGUGUAG